This is a messenger RNA of Cladophialophora immunda, 2673 nucleotides long. RefSeq lists its product as uncharacterized. Gene Ontology annotation, molecular function: DNA-binding transcription factor activity, RNA polymerase II-specific; zinc ion binding. Bases 251 to 1063 code for a protein of 270 amino acids. The record is from RefSeq and is a predicted model, not a curated record. The transcript is spliced from 2 exons. Gene Ontology annotation, biological process: regulation of DNA-templated transcription. NCBI's taxonomy places the organism in Eukaryota, Fungi, Ascomycota, Eurotiomycetes, Chaetothyriales, Herpotrichiellaceae.
GCAAGAAUAAACCCUCCUCCAACAGAAUUCUUAAGAGCUUGAGCUGAGCUGUCAAGCCGUUGCUGCCAAGUUCGAAACAGAGAAUGCUGCCCCGCCGUCAGGCCAUCUUCUGCUCCACCCAGGGCCCUCCACUGUUCCACGGGUGAUCCGCGAGUACGUGCUCUCGCUCCGCUCCCUCGUGGAAGACGGCGACGACUGGGGAUCAAGCGCCUGGUUCUCCUUGCAUGCUGCUGUUACAUCUCUGAGAAAGAUGAGCCUUGGAACCAGUCUGCCGCCUUCUCCGCACAUCGAGCCAGAGCAAGGGUUGCAGAAAGCCGGCGCGAGAAGACAUUCCUCAUCACAACCGUACAUUAGGACGAGGACUGGAUGCCGAACGUGUCGGGACCGCAAGGUCAAAUGCGAUGAGUUGCGGCCCCGAUGUGAACAAUGCCAACGCCUACAACUCUUCUGUGAAUGGAAACCACGACUCUACUUUCGCAACGACACGCCACGGAUCCUCCGUCAACAUUCCAAUGUCGACAAAUCCAGUUCUCACGUUUGGGUUCAUGAGAGUGCUCCGGUGAUCCCUCCCGACCAUCGUGACGACCUUCCGAGCUUUGGCAUGUUGCCAACCAACGACCAAAAGGAACAAAAGGCAGGAUUCCACGACGCCGGGACGUUUAUCAUGGUAGCGACACCCGAAAGCUUUGAACGUCUUCCUGAAUAUCACCGAUCGCCGACGCAAGACCGAAAUCUAUAUCCUCUUUCGCCAAAACCGAUAACAUCCUACAGAUCGCCAUGUUCGAGUGGUUCCUGGUGCGCAGAGCUCCGCCAACCAGACCCAGACGUUCACAUGGUCAGGACCAGUGGCGAUAUCCACGCCUUUUUGGAUCUGGAAUUUGAACCCUGGACGUCCGACAAGGAUCCCAAUCUGGUGCGGCCGAAAACUGGCGGGCCGCGGGUUUCGGUCAGUGCAGUGGUCAAGGGCAAAGAAAACUCGUUGUUGGCGGACUACGGAGCUCGGAUCUGGCGAGAACUGGCCCAGGCGACGACCGACCACCUUGCCUCUUACCGAUGGAAAUGACAUGCUACUACUUAAAAGCCCACAAGAGACCGAAAGCUAUGGUGGCCCAUCGAUACGAGUCGCUCUAUUGCAGGUGAAGUUCCAGUCUAACAGGUGAACUCCCACAGAUUCGGUCCUACUUCGACAGAGACCCCGACACCUACAGUGCAUUCGACAUGUAACAAGGAAAGGUCAACAAGGUUGGCCAUAUCAUCGCGGUUCAAAGCAAUGUUUCGGGACCGGCGUACCAACUCCCCCUUCGAGGUGGUCUUCUGCUUGAACAUGUCUCCCCUUUCGCACAGGCCUGCGAAAUGGCUGUGGUCAUACCGCUGCGCCUCGCAGACGACAUUGCAGAUGUGAAGAUAUUGGCGACCGGAAAGGGGACUGCGGAGUUUGCCUUAAGUGCUACGAUGUCGCCAGCUGAGCCUAUACAAAUAGUGCGAGAUGGCCACCGGCAUCCACGGCUUAUCGGGACAUGUCGACUCUGAACCUUGCUUUGAACGGGGCAUGAGAGGGCAUCUUACAGCUCGAAUCACUUUGGGUGCGAUAGUGACUUUGUACAGUCAGGAUGAUCGGCUUUUAUGAGAACUAUUUCCCGCAGAAGCCACCGUCGACAAUCAGGCAGGCUCCAGAGGUGAAGGUAUUUCCCGGGGCGACCAGGAAGAGCAUCGCGGGCACCAGAUCCUGCGGUUCGCCCCAUCGCUGCAUCGGCACCCGCAUCAUGAGAUAAUCCACCAUCUUCUGGUCAUCUUGAUACUGAGCAGUCAUGGACGUCCGCAUGAAUCCCGGGGCGAUGCAGUUCACCUGGAUGCCUUUGCCCGCCCACUCGUUGCUGAAAGCCUUGGUCAUCUGCAGGACCGCGCCCUUGGUGCUCGAGUAGACGCUCGUGUUGAAUCCCGCCUGAUAGGACGUGACGGAGGCAAUGUUGACGACCUUCCCGGGCCGUCCGAGCGCCAAGAGUUUCCGGCCAAAUUCCUGCAUCGAGAUGUAGAAUGACUUGAUGUUCACCUCCACCAGCUAUCGAAAGAGGUGUGUGUGAGUGUCUAGAUCAUUCUUCCGUGCGGGAGAAAGGGUCUUGGAGGGUUCUCGGGUCUUACCAGAUCAAGCUCGUCGUCGGUCGCGUUCUCACAGAGAUUCCGGCGCAUGACACCCGCGCAGUUGAUCAAGAUGUCGGGCACGACCUCGGCCUUCCAUAUUGACUGGUAGCACUCCCGGAGGCUCUUGGGGUUUCGCAGGUCGCAGUGGAACGCCGUCACUUUGCCCCCGACGUCCUCGAUCUUGGCCUUCAGGUCCGAGGACAUGGGGUCGUUGGGGGCUUCGAUGGAGAUGACGGUCGACACGCCGGCCUGGGCCAGCGCGGUCGCCAGUGCCGAGCCCAGGCCACCUGGUUGGGGGAGUGAGUAGGUGGGACAUCACACGAAGUUGCCAGAGCCGGGGGAGAGACAUGUAUUACCUGUCGCGCCCGUCAUGAUGGCGGUCUUUCCCCCCAGGGAAAACAUGUUGCUGAGGUAUUGCGAUGCCAUGGUUGAUCGAGGAUAGUCACUCCGUCAGACGGGGGAGGUCAAGUGAGUGAUAUUGCCGUACACCACGGCUGUAUAUAUAUAGAAACUUUCGGGAGGAAAAGAUAUUCC